AGUUUAAUACAUUCAUUAGGGCGUCUCGUUCGACCUGUUUGGAAUCUACACACAAUCAAAUUCUUAUUUCGGGAUAGAACUGAUGUUUCUUCUGUUCCUUUAGAUUGAUGACGAUCUUUGGUUGAAUCGUUUUGGCAAACGAGUGCCGAUAUUAUAUGGUGAUGAAUACUGCCCCUCCUCCACCUACACGACCAUUCGGCUAUUGACUUGGGAGCUUAUCUCGCAAUGGCGGAUUCGACCGGACAACAACGUCUGUACAGCUGCUUCAAGUGUGGGAAUCUAGUCUGUUGCCAUGAUGACAUUAUCUCCAAGAAUUUCCAGGCAAGCCGUGGCAGGGCGUUCCUGUUCUCACACGCCAUGAACAUAGUAGAAGGUCCCAAGGAGAACAGGAAUCUCAUAACCGGUCUCCAUGUGGUUUCGGAUGUAUACUGUGUCGAUUGCCAGGAGAAUUUGGGAUGGAAGUAUGAACGAGCGUACGAGGAAUCUGAGAAGUAUAAGGAGGGGAAAGUCGUGCUCGAAAAAUUCAAGAUUGUCAAGCAUAACUGGUAGUACCACAGACAGACGCCACUUCUCUAAUUCAUCAAAAGUCGAUUAAACGGUUAUCGCUUUCUUCCUACUUUGUACAGAAUGGUCAAAAAUGUAAAUUUCACGUCUUGGUGAUCCACAUAAGAGAUGGAUGAUCAGUUGGCCUGUCAAAUUACUAGACAGAUUGGUGCUUCAGAACUUGCAGCACUCAAGAACUGUUGGCCUGUCAAAUUACUAGACAGAUUGGUGCUUCAGAACUUGCAGCACUCAAGAACUUCAUACAUCUAAUUAAAACAAUCAGCAGGUCUUGCAAAGAACUAAGUUAAACUACAACUAAAGCAGUGGCUGAGUUGCUACCUGCUAAAGCCCGGCCAUGAAACCAUGAAACCUCCAAGGUCUCUCACCAUAGAGGCUGUGACUUUCGCUCAUGCUGCUCCUAAGCGUGGUAUUGUGCUCUAGUUUACUCAGUUUUUCGUUUUGUUUCAUGAAAUGCGAGUUUAAAAGGUACUUGCUGAAA
Syzygium oleosum is the source of this 1042-nucleotide messenger RNA. RefSeq names its product protein yippee-like At4g27745. The transcript has 2 exons. Bases 226 to 549 code for a protein of 107 amino acids. The record is from RefSeq and is a predicted model, not a curated record. NCBI's taxonomy places the organism in Eukaryota, Viridiplantae, Streptophyta, Magnoliopsida, Myrtales, Myrtaceae.